Molecule: messenger RNA, 995 nt
Organism: Oldenlandia corymbosa var. corymbosa
Lineage: Eukaryota; Viridiplantae; Streptophyta; Magnoliopsida; Gentianales; Rubiaceae
Source: the annotation of a GenBank genome assembly
GUAAGAAUCUCGGUAACAUCGAAAGCUACGGUAUCCUUCUUAAAUCUCAUCACGAUCGAACCAAACACAAAAACAAUAAUGGAGGAGGGCUUCAGCACGAACAAACAAAAAAUUAUGGCGGAAAAGAUGAACAAGGUGGAGGAUUUUGUCAAGAAAAUAACGGCAUGGGAUCACUGGACGCAUUGGGUAGGUUCAAUUGCGAUAUCUGUUUGUGUUUGCAUCGGACCACCUCUUCUGGUAUAUUACGGUGGGGGAUUGAAUCACUACCAAAUUAUUAACACCAAAGGAUACAUUAAUCCCCGAUUUCAAACACUGAACAACAUAUUCUACACUUUUUUGGGACAUGGAAUCUCAGUUGGUGCUGCGCUGGUGAUUUUGUGGAUUGCUAACCUCGUGUUCCUUAUAGAGAUGCGGCUACACCGAAACCCGACGCCCCUGGCGAUCCCGACGGUCGACGGAACUGGCGGGACCAAUGUCGUCAAGAAACUUAAUCCAUCACGCGAAUUGGCCUUAUUGUGCUUCUUUGGGAUCUUCUUAGGUUGUGUUGCUAUAUCUCCAGCUCUUUGGAUAUAUUACAGUGAUGGUAUGGGGCAUACACUUGAAAAGAUUCAUCGUCACGAGUUCAUUAGUCCGGAAGAUAUGCGUAAUUUUCAAGGGGCGAAUAGUAGGUUUUAUUACUCCGUGGGAUUCGGGAUCUUCGGGGUGACGUUGAUGGUUUGUGUUGAGGGGGUGAUUAUUUACAUCCUUCGCGGCGUUUGGCAUGAAGAAGAAAUAAGUCAUCUUCCCAAGGGCGUUCCGACUCAGAGUUCAAAAUCAUCCACAGGCUCGCAGGGUACGUUUGUCAUAGACAUAAUGGAGGUCAAUUAAUUAGUUGGAAAAAAGUCUCUAUUUUGCAUGAACGUACUACAAGAUGACAUAGCUCAUGUAAUUCUUUCUUCAGUUAGUUCUUUGAGUGUUUGGGUUUUUUCUUCAUGUAAACUUAAUAUGGUCCUUAC